Messenger RNA from Patella vulgata (common limpet), 1108 nucleotides. Its product is annotated as organic cation transporter protein. Gene Ontology annotation, cellular component: membrane. Gene Ontology annotation, molecular function: transmembrane transporter activity. The coding region runs from base 1 to 771 and encodes 256 amino acids. The transcript is spliced from 6 exons. Gene Ontology annotation, biological process: transmembrane transport. The record is from RefSeq and is a predicted model, not a curated record. Lineage: Eukaryota; Metazoa; Mollusca; Gastropoda; Patellidae.
AUGAUUCCUAUUUGGUCGACGUCCUAUGUUUUUUGUUGGUGCUGCUAUAUUGUUGAUAGCUGGAAGCAUUGGUGCCGCUGCUCAGAACAUAUAUAUGUUUCUACCAAUGUAUUUUCUACAAGGUCUGGCUCAUACAGGAAUAUUUCUUGUAGCUUUCACACUGUGUUUGUAAAUGCUUUGGUCUACUACGGCUUGUCGUUAAACACAGAAAAUUUAGCAGGUGAUCCGUAUCUAAACUUCUGUAUAUCUGGAGCUGUUGAAAUACCAGCGAAUAUAUUAUGUAUAGUGUUUUUAAACAGAGUAGGAAGAAAGGUACCAUUAGUUUUAUCAAUGUGUGUUGGUGGUAUAGCUUGCAUAUUAUCAGGAACCAUUCCUAUAAAUGGCAAUACAGAUAUAGAAACAUUGACUAUCGUAUUGGCUAUGAUUGGUAAAUUCUUUAUAUCGGCAUCUUAUGCAAUUAUAUAUUUAUUGGCUGCUGAAGUAUUUCCUACUGUUGUACGGAAUAUAGGCGUUGGAGUAGCAUCUAUGUCAGCACGUAUUGGUGGUAUAAUGGUGCCUACAAUGUUAGAUUUAAGGUCGAUCUGGACACCUUUACCGCUGGUUAUAUUUGGUAGUUUAUCUAUAGGAGCUGGUAUUUUGGCGCUGCUGUUACCAGAAACUACAGGCGAACCACUACCUCAACUGUUGGAGGAUGUAUCCAACAAAAAUAAAACAAUGAAAUUAGAAAUUGAGGAUAAAGGAAAGGAGAAGUAUGAUAAUACAAGGUUGUAAUGGGUGCAGCUUGGAGUGUGUGUGUGUGAUGCAGGAUUAAAUGCUGUAAUUCUUUGCGCUUUAGUGUGAUAUUGUUUUACGAUCUUGGAAUGCAACUUCUUGGAUUACAUUGAUUUAUUGAGGAAUAAUACAUAAUAAAUUUGGGUUGAAAAAGUGAGCUCAUUGGAAUAUCUUAUCUUAGUAACCAGACAUCUGUGAAAUAUUUGUGUUUCAAAUGCAAAGCAUUUUUACCAGUUUGUGAAAUAGAUCUAUUGCAUAUAGCAUCAAUGGUCUAAGACUUUCGUUUUGAGUUGAAAUAUAUUUGAUUCCACUUCUACAUUAAAUUUUACAAGUUAUA